CCGGAGAUUGACGCGGGGGCGGCGGCGGAGGGGAGGAGGCGGCGGAGGAGCGUGGUCAUCGCGGCGGCGGGCGCAUUUGAGUGGAGAGGGACGGGGACUCCAGCCUCCAGGAACGGGUAUUUUUCACACAGGACUUCAGCGCUCCGGCCCGCCCAAAAGGCACCAGACCAGACCCAACCACAGGCACACAACCACUCAGAGGUCACAGAGCACCGGGCUGGAAACAAGAGGCAAAUUCCUCGGUUACGUGGAGGGUGGGGAUGGCCGCCGCCGCCGCCGCCGCCGCCACCACCCUCACGUUGGCGAGUCCUCUCCGGCGUCUCCUCCGUGCCCCCGGAGUCGUCUGCGAGCCGUACUAUUUCAUCGCGCGAGGGCGGUGUAGCGCCGCCAUUGCCGUCGCCGCCGCAGCAGCCAGGGACUCGGCAGCAAAAGGGAGCCUGGACAGGAAUGCAGCCGAGGAAGUCAGGAACAUUCUGGAUAUGGCAGAAAGGGCUUCCAAACGAAGAGAUGUUUUCCACACCAAUUUUCUUACUCCACCUAUAAUACAGGAGGCUAUGUUUGCAAUUGAGAAGUUAGCAGAUAUAAAAGCAGUAGCUCAGGGUGGCUACCCGCAGGCUGAGCGGUGUCGAAUUUCUGUUGGACACCCGGACUCUAUGACAAGUAACCCAGAUGUAGUUGCUGCUUUGAGCAUCUCAGGGAAUUUCCGAUUGGAACCCUGUUCUCAUGGUGACUUUCUCGGUGCCAUCCUCGGAACAGGAAUAACACGGGAGAAGGUUGGAGAUAUUCUUUUACAGGGGGAAAGAGGUGCUCAGGUCCUUGUUGAUCCAGAACUUGUUGACUAUCUGAUUUCUACUCUCGAAAAGGUGGGGAAAGUUGGUGUUUCAUGCACUCAGAUUCCUUUGCUCGCUCUAGAAUAUGAACCACCAAGGACCAAGUCAUUUAAAACUGUAGAGUCAUCCCUGAGGGUUGAUGCCUUGGCCAGCGCAGGAUUUAAAAUCUCACGCACAAAGCUUGCUAGCUUGAUAAGUGCCGGGGAUGUUCGUGUGAACUGGGCGCCAGUUUUGAAAAAUGGAGUUACCCUCAAAUCUGGAGACGUUGUUUCUGUCAGUGGGAUGGGAAGGUUAAAGAUUGGAGAAAUUGUAACUACUAGGAAAGGAAAGUAUGCGGUUGAGUUGAUUCAAUAUUUGUAAGCUUGGGACUGACCUACAGUCUUUUCACAAGUGGAAUUUAAAGGAUGAAGAAAAGGUCCCGUGGCACCAGUUAAAGCCUUUUUUUUGUCGAAAGAUUAGCUUUUAAGGGAUCUCAAGAAGGGAUGUACUCAAGUCUUUGUGCACCUCGACCUAUUUGUUAUGGUUUUUUCCUUCCUUUUUUUGGCUAGUACGCAAUAGUCCCUACCAUAGUCACAAAAUUCCUGGGUCGACCGGGUCGAGGAACGGGGUCGAGGGUCGAGGGACGUCACUUUAUAAAAUUGUGGUACGAAGGAGGUAUACCUCUAUGGAACGAUAAAUUAUUAUGUGGAACGCGACUCUGAUUCAUCCGGGUC
Messenger RNA from Panicum virgatum (switchgrass), 1543 nucleotides. RefSeq names its product putative RNA-binding protein YlmH. Bases 261 to 1190 code for a protein of 309 amino acids. Gene Ontology annotation, molecular function: RNA binding. Lineage: Eukaryota; Viridiplantae; Streptophyta; Magnoliopsida; Poales; Poaceae. The record is from RefSeq and is a predicted model, not a curated record. The transcript has 11 exons.